AUGGCCUCACUAGUCGCGCUGGUGCUAGUCAUAACCAUGUUGUCGGGUGUAGCCCUGGGAGAUGAUUAUGCACUAGCGUGCAAAGAUGCACUAGUAAGCUUAUCGCCGUGUCUUGAUUUCAUCACGGGAAGCUCUUCCACCCCGACCUCUUCGUGCUGCUUGCAACUACAUGCUAUUGUUCAAUCACAACCUUGGUGUCUUUGUGUUGGCCUCAAAGGCAAUGGCUCUGAAAUUGGACUACCCGUCAAUAAGACCAAGGCUGAAUCCCUCCCUAGAGUCUGUCACGUUAAAACUCAACCUGUUAGCGAAUGCAAUAAACUUCCUGCAGGACUCUCCCUAUCUGCUUUUCCUUCUAAUGCUUCAAAACCAGAGGGAACAGGACCGAAAUCGGAUUCUAAGAACACAUCUAAUGGGAGCAUGACCGAAUUCCAAAUCCAUUUUACUCUAUUCCUUCUUUUCAUCACUUUGAGUGUUUCUGCUGAUAUUGCAAUUUGA
Molecule: messenger RNA, 495 nt
Organism: Chenopodium quinoa (quinoa)
Lineage: Eukaryota; Viridiplantae; Streptophyta; Magnoliopsida; Caryophyllales; Amaranthaceae
Product: non-specific lipid-transfer protein-like protein At2g13820
Exons: 2
Coding region: 1-495 (164 amino acids)
Source: RefSeq, a predicted model, not a curated record